AAAUUACCGAUUUCCAAUAGAGAAACUGAUUAAGACAUUGAGGAAAACCAUUUGUCCCUACCCAACCAAACAAUAACAGGUUGAGACACCUCUGCUUUUUGAUUAUGUGGCUCCAAACAGAAUUCUCUGUUUAGACGUAAGGGAAUUGCAUCAAGGAUAGUGACAAUGCUAAACAUAGAAUAUGAUUGUCACAGGAUGACGAGUAAUUUUCACUAGUUACCAAAUCAUAUUAAUUACCAAUAAGGACAAAAAAGUGGCAGCUUCCUAAGCAUCUGAACCUAAAUUUUCUGUAAACAAUGGUUUAAUUUAAAGGUACAGAAAUUAUAUAUGAAUGUGAAAGGAAUAGACUUUAGGUCAGCUCGGAAACAAUUGCAAUCUGUCUGUAACAUUCUGCGAUCUGAUCUCUGCAUAACCAAAUUUAUAUUUAACUUUUGCUAGAUCUUGAUCUGGAAUCUUUUGUCAAAUGCAACUAACUAUCUUGUUUAAGUGUCACCAGUCCGGUUUAUGAUCAAGUUUCGAAACGCCUUGUGUCUCCACUGAAAUGAAGAAGCUACUAUUGAGUUUGACUCUGUUUGGUCUCACUCUCCUAAUCCUCCCCGUAAAUGGGAUUAUGGAGUUUGAUGAAAUGGAAUGGUUUACAAGUUUCAAUGGAACAAAGGUGUUUAAGACAGAAAGUGAUGUUUAUUCUGAAGCGAAGUUUCCAAUGGUAGGACUCACUCUUAUUCAAUCUGCUGCUGCUAAAGGAGCAGUGUGUCUAGAUGGAAGUCUUCCUGGAUACCACUUGCAUCGCGGGUUUGGUUCAGGAGCAAAGAAUUGGCUAGUUCAAUUGGAGGGAGGUGGAUGGUGUGAUACCAUUAGAAAUUGUGUAUACCGCAAAACAAGUCGUCGUGGAUCGUCUAAGUAUAUGGAGAAAAAUAUGCCUUUUACAGGAAUCCUAAGUGACAAAGCCGCGGAGAAUCCAGACUUUUAUAACUGGAAUAGAGUAAAAGUUAGGUACUGUGACGGUGGAUCCUUUAGUGGAGACAGCGAAAAUAAGGCUGCAAAACUUCAGUUUAGAGGAAAAAGAAUAUGGUUAGCUGCUAUGGAAGAUUUGAUGGCAAAGGGAAUGUGUCAAGCUAAACAGGCACUGCUCUCUGGAUGUUCUGCUGGAGGUCUUGCCGCGAUUUUGCGCUGUGAUGAUUUUGGGGAUAUGUUUUCUCCUUCCACUAGAGUGAAAUGUUUGAGUGAUGCUGGCUUUUUCCUUGACGCCAUCGAUGUCUCUGGAGGUCGAUCUCUUAGGCGUUUAUAUGCUGGUGUAGUGAAGUUACAGAAUCUGGAAACAAAGCUCUCUAAGGACUGUCUAAACCGUCUUAAUCCAACUUCGUGUUUUUUCCCACAAAACCUAAUCAACCAAAUCAAGACUCCAUUGUUUAUUCUAAAUGCUGCAUACGAUUCGUGGCAGAUCCAAGAGAGUUUAGCUCCCAAAUCUGCAGAUCCAAGUGGAAGUUGGCAUGAUUGCAGACUUGACUACACCAAGUGCAAUGCAACUCAGAUCCAGUUCUUGCAAGGUUUCAGGACUCGUAUGGUAAAUUUAAUCAAAGGUUUCGCGAAGCCGAGUAAGAACGGAGUGUUUCUUAACUCGUGCUUUGCUCAUUGCCAAACAGAGAGGCAUGACACGUGGUAUUCCCAAAACUCUCCUGCGGUUAACAAAAAGGGGAUUGCAGUAGCUGUGGGAGAUUGGUAUUUCGAAAGAGGAGGAGCAAAGCUCAUAGACUGUGCUUAUCCUUGUGACAAAACUUGCCACAAUUUAGUCUUUAGAGGAUAACUUACUCUCUCUUUUUUUUUGGCAUUCAAAUCAUUUUUCCUUCUUUAAAGAGCAUUCCUUAUUUAUGCAAACAAUGAAAGAAAAUAAAUUCAUUUGAUAUAUUUUCCCUAGAAUGCUGUAACUAUCAAUAGUCAUGUGUGUGUGUUU
This is a messenger RNA of Brassica rapa (field mustard), 1951 nucleotides long. RefSeq names its product pectin acetylesterase 2. Gene Ontology annotation, cellular component: plant-type cell wall. Gene Ontology annotation, molecular function: pectin acetylesterase activity. NCBI's taxonomy places the organism in Eukaryota, Viridiplantae, Streptophyta, Magnoliopsida, Brassicales, Brassicaceae. Gene Ontology annotation, biological process: cell wall organization. The record is from RefSeq and is a predicted model, not a curated record.